Messenger RNA from Kuraishia capsulata CBS 1993, 1623 nucleotides. RefSeq lists its product as uncharacterized. The coding region runs from base 1 to 1623 and encodes 540 amino acids. The transcript has a single exon. NCBI's taxonomy places the organism in Eukaryota, Fungi, Ascomycota, Pichiomycetes, Pichiales, Pichiaceae. The record is from RefSeq and is a predicted model, not a curated record.
AUGGUUUUGAGGUCGGACGACUGGAAUCAAGAAUCGCCGAGUGACUUUUGUCAAGAACUCAAGCUUUUCAUCAAGAUAAUCUACGUGCUCACAGGUAGCUGUGCCAUAGACAUGGACCGAUCCAGCCUGAUUGCUGCCCUAAAACCUGUUUCGCAGGUAGCAGGUUAUCUUUCGAUAAUAGCUUGGCUAUUUGCUCAGCUACCCCAGGUGAUCAAGAAUUAUAGAGACAAGUCUGUAGAAGGGCUAUCGCUGGCUUUUCUUGGCUGCUGGUUCAUGGGCGACCUGCUCAAUUUCACCAGUUGCCUGAUGUCCAACGCCUUGCCUUUCCAGACACUUUUGAGCGGCUAUUACAUUAUCAUUGAUGGAGUGCUGGCAGGUCAGUACUAUUAUUACAGUCGCGUAUAUGAAAAAUCCAAAGACCAUUCCAGAAGACUGAAACGGAGCCAGAGGAUGAAGGAUGUGAGAAGUCCCAAGACUGCACUGAGAGAGCGACUGACGACACGCCAGCCAAGGCAGUCAGCGGCGCCAAACUCCGAUAAUGUUAACAUAACACCAUCUGCUGUACCUAUCGAACAUAUUCCAGCAGAUAUACCGGCGGCAGCUGGUGGGCAGAUGAAUGUCAAUCCGUCUAGUUUUGGGAAGCUCAUCAGUUCCAGUUUCAUAUUGGGUUUCAGCAAAGCCAACGGUUUGCCCAUACCCACCCAAUCUGAACCAACCAGACAAUCUGCCUUUGAUCAGAUAAUUUCCUUUUUUUUCCACUUAUUGGGAAACAUGGAUAGACAGGGUGUUGCCAAGCUGCUUGCUUGGGCCUGCACGUUCCUAUAUCUUUCAUCACGCAUUCCACAGAUCAUCACCAACCACAAGCUGCAUUCAACAAGGGGUAUUUCUAUAAAUCUGUUCAUGGCUGCUAUUUCAGGCAACCUUCUAUAUUCGAUCUCGCUCUGCACUUCGGAGGGUGCGCUCGUUGGAGGAGAGGUAUCCAACCAGUUCUGGACUCAGGAAUUGAGCUAUCUAGCAGGCUCCAUUGGAACGGUGAUAUUCGACCUUAUAGUCCUCUUUCAAUGGUACUCGUGGGAUUAUGGUCGUCAAGUCAAUCACGGGAGUCGCUCUGGAAAGCUAGUUACUUCUCCUUCUCCUAUAGCAGGAAAGAGAGCUCCUAUCAUGAUACACAAAAAGAUGUCUUCCAAAGUGCAGAAUAAGAUUGCUAUGUCGAUUGCCAGUUCUUCUACACUAGACUGCAAACCGAUCGUGAUCUUGUCCCCAAAACAUGCCAGAAAGCUUUCUGAGCUCACACCGCUAUCUCCAAUUGACUUUCUCAUAGAGGAUCUGAUGGGACCCCGCAAUAAAGCGUCGGUGCCUAUCGCUGCCGACAACCUCUCAAGUCUCAAAAAUCAAACAACUCACAAAGCCAUGAAGAAAUGGGCAGAGUCUGCUACCGUCAUCAUUGGUGAUGACGAUGACGAUAUCCAAUUCGGCUCUUCGGCCGAUGAAAACGCACACAUUAAUCAUUUUUCAAGACAGAAGAAUCACCAGACACAGCAUCAUGGUGAUUCUCCAUUACUGUCUUUGCAUACAAACAGGGGAAGCUAUGGAUCAUUUGCAUACCAUGACCAUCUGGAAUAG